This is a messenger RNA of Rotaria sp. Silwood2, 855 nucleotides long. The record is from the annotation of a GenBank genome assembly. NCBI's taxonomy places the organism in Eukaryota, Metazoa, Rotifera, Eurotatoria, Philodinida, Philodinidae.
AUGUUUACAAAAAAAAUUCUUGAAUAUAAUAUUCAACAUGGUUUUUAUUUUUUUUUUCGUAUUUCAUCUCAAACAGUUCCAUUUGCUAGUCAUUCUAUAUGUACAAUUGAUUGGGCGAAACAUUUUUCAUCAACAUUACGUCAAAUAGGUCAAUAUAUUAAAGAUAAUGAUUGUCGUAUUAGUAUGCAUCCAGAUCAAUUUUGUUUAAUUAAUGCUAAAGAUGUUAAUAUUAUUAAUAAAAGUAUUGCUGAACUUGAUUAUCAUUGUCGAUUAUUAGAUGAAAUGGAUUUAGAUUCAAAUGCUAAAAUACAAAUUCAUGUUGGAGGUGUAUAUGGUGAUAAAAAGGCAUCGAUGGAUCGAUUUAUUGAACAUUGUAAAACAAAAUUGAGUGAUUCUCUACGUCGACGUUUUGUUAUUGAAAAUGAUGAUCGAUUAUUUUCAGUAAAAGAUUGUCUUUAUAUUCAUGAACAUACAUGUAUACCAAUACUAUUUGAUAAUCUUCAUCAUGCUUGUUUAAAUAAUAGUGAAACAAUGAUUGAAGCUAUGAAACAAUGUUUUGCUGCAAGGCCUAAUGGUGCACAUGCCGAUCAUGUUGAUGAGAAAUAUUUUGAAUUAUUUAUAAGAGAAACAUGUGAUCUUCAAUUUGAUAUUAUGUUAGAAAUUAAAGAUAAAGAACAAAGUGCUAUUUUAGCAGUACCGUAUGCUGCUCGAGAACGUGUUCACGAUCAAUCAAUUGAUAUAGAUCCUGCAAAUUAUCGUUAUAUUUAUGAAAAUGCACAACAUUUACAAGAUGAAGUAAAUGAACAUAAACGAAAGUGUGCAGAAAAAAAAACGAUUAAAAAAAGCAAUGAAUGA